UGGUUUCUGGUUGAUAGUCUGUCAAUCCACAGAGUUAAAGAGGAGGAGGAGGUCAGUCUUGCUAUCGUAGCAGCCUGCGCACCAGACCCAACCAGGAAGUGAGCGAAAGUUGCUAAUUAAUAUUAGUUUAAUUCGGCUUUUUUGUUGUCCCGCAUCGAGGUCGAACAGACAGCCAUGAGUUCAGCUGCUCCUCCGACUAUUGGGGAGUUAUUCCUCAUCCUCAGUGAGAUGGGUUUCUCAGAGGAACAGAUCCAGGCAGCUGUACAGGCGGGCCAUUUUUCUGUGCCAGAUGCAGCCGAGUGGCUCUUACAGGGUCAGUAUCCACGGCACAGGUUGGUCAAGCAAUCAUCACAGCCAGCUGAGACAGCAUUUUCUGCUUUCAACCCACCCAAAGAGGCAGCGAGCACUUCAGAGACGCAGACAUCUCCUUCUGACAGCAGAGCUUCCCCUUCAUUGGUGCUGAGACCUUCACAGUCAGGCACCCUGUCCCCAGACCCACUACCAGUCGAGUCCCGCAUCAAACAGGACAAAAGUGACUUUGAAGAGCAGCAGAGACAACGAGUUGCUCAAGAAGCCAGAGCAGAGAGAAGACAAAAGAAACAGGAGCGCGAGUUGGUGUUAAAGCGGAUAGCUGAGGAUCGGAGGAGCCUGCAGGAGAAGAUCCAAACCAGUGCCGCCACAGAGACGUCUCCUCCCACUGUUCAAGGACAGAAGCUUGGAGGAAAGGUUCGGGCUAACGUGGAUAACAACUGUGUCCUCAUGAUUCGUCUGCCAUCUGGUGAGUCCAUGCGUGAACGCUUCCCAGCCGAUGCUCCUCUGCGCAGCGUUGUGGAGCACAUCACCGGACGUCACCCUUCCCUAGCCUCCUUUUCCCUCCUCCAGGGUUUUCCACGAAAACGCUUUGGCGAGGCAGAGCUUGCUUGUUCGCUGCACUCUCUUGGCCUCACGCCCAAUGCUGCGUUAUGUAUUCAGACCACUCCUCCAGAAACACCUCAGGAUGCACAGAGUCCUGCAGAUCCACCUUCAGUGGAAGAGAAUGAGCAGUCUCCGUGUGAGGUGUCUCCUCAGCCACAUAUCCCUGUCAUGGAGGAGGAGGCAGGAGGCCAGGGCCUUGUUCUACCUCCUCCACUACCCAACCAGCUGUGGGAAGAGGCAGUGAAUUAUGCAGGAAUACCUGGUGUUGGUCCUUCACUGUCUGGGCCGUUUCACUUCUGGGGGCGUGGCCAGAGGUUGGUUCCUGGUAAUCCCGAAGCAGCUGAAGGCAUAGAGGUUGAUGAGGAACAAGAAGGAGAGGAUGAACCACCUCACAUGCUCAAUGGAAUGCCGAGGCUGCCUUUCUUUCCGGAGAAUAGGUUCCGUGGAGAAUUUGAGCCCAGGCACAACUGGCCAGAGCAAGGAAAUCGACUCAGGGAGGCUCCAGAAGAGGACCCAGCAGAGCCUGAGGAUGCAGGAGGUCGGGUGGCACCUGUCGCUGCAGGUAUGGCUGCAGUGGAGCGUCUUCAAAGAGCUGCACGGCAAGAAGACCCCCGUGCCUCCCAGGGACAACCAUCACCCCCUAAAAGACCCUUCAGGGCACCCAGCAUGCCGUCCCUAUGUGCCUUGGCCAUCCGUGCUACUGUCCACCUCAUGACUGCUCCCAGCAUGCAGUACAGCAGCAGUCUGGCGUGCCUCACCCCGGAGCUAGCAGAGCUUCUGCUCAACCACAUGUCCCGUGAGAGGCUCCUACGUCCGCGCACCCUGGAGCUCUUCUUCGGCUGCCCGUUGCAGAAGUUUGUCCUAAACUGCUACCCUUACUCCACCAAUGAGCUCCUGCGGCAGUUACGAGCCUUCACAGCAUUAAAGCAUCUGAGUCUGGUCAACUCACCUCUAAUUACUGACUCUGGGCUGUCAAUCUUCUCCAGCCUGGCCAAGCUCCAGUACCUCAACCUGGCCUCCUGUAGCAAACUGACCGACUCCUGCCUGCAGCAUAUCACAGGUUUGAAGAGCCUGUGUUUCCUGUCCCUGGACCAGACCAAAGUGACCGAUGCCGGGAUGGUGCUGUAUCUCCAGUCAGCACCGUCCUGCCUCUCUCAACUCAGCCUGAACCAGACGGCUGUGACUGAAGCCUCACUGGUUGUCCUGCCCACCUGUGUGCCACAACUGCGGCUCCUCAGCAUCAAGCAGACCAAGGUCAAGGAUGUGUCAGCUUUGGCAAGGCUGUCCAACCUACAGACUCUGAACCUGGAUGUGACAGGUGUGACAGAAAGCUCCCUGGAGCACCUGUCCUCCCACCCUACCCUGUCCUCCCUCAGUUUGGCGGGAAUCCCUGUAGCGGACGGCAAUCAAGCUCUGCAGAUCAUCUCAGGUCUAAGGUUGACACAGCUGACCCUCCCUGGACGCCACACUGUGACAGACAGCGGGUUAUCAUUCCUCUCUAGACUGUCUCUGCUCUUAGAACUGGACCUGACAGACUACACACAAGUCACAGACCAGGGAGUCAGCCAGCUCUCCACCAUGACCAGGUUGAAGAAAUUGUCACUUAGCAACACUCAGGUGACAGAUGCAGGGCUUCCCUCUCUGCGUGGCCUGCAGGAGCUGCAGGAGCUCUGUUUGGACCGAACCGCAGUCACCAGCCGAGGAGUGGCCGAUCUCAUCACCUGCCUGCCGCACCUCCAGGUGUUGGGGUUAGCCAGCACUCAGGUGGGAGACACAGUAGUGAGGAGAGGUGUUAUCCGCUGCAAUCAGCUUGUGAAGCUGAAUCUCAGCCGCACACGUAUCACAGACCACGGCCUGAAGUGUUUGAAACACAUGCAUCUGGCUCAGGUGAAUCUGGACGGGACUGGCGUGAGUCUGAUUGGUAUUGCGAACCUCCUCUCUUUCACCAACAUCAGCAGCAUUCGCGCCAGCAACACUCGCACCGUUCCCCCCGAUGAGGUCUCAGAUGAGGAGUGGGAAGCCCAGUGAGCAUCGAUACCCCUUGGUUGGUCCACACAUAUACAGCACCUGAGUGCGCCUCUGACUGCUGCCGUCCCCUUUUAGCCCCCUGAAACAUGCUGCCGGCAGGAAACUCUGUGAGACAGCAUAACUGAAACACUCCUCCUACUUGCACUGUUUCAACUGCAGCUAGUGCCACUAAUCUGUCAAUCACGCACGCUACCAAGUUGAAACCUUAAACGGGAACCUUGUGUUUUAAAAACCAGGCCAUUUCUAACGUUUACGUAUAUAUAUAAUCAAUCUGUAUUUACUUGCAUAAACUGCAGCCCUUUUUGUCUCUGGAAAAGUCCAUCUGACAAAUAGCUUUAAAGCUUUUAUGUGCAGCCUUAUAGGUUGGAGCUAUCGGUUUCUCCUGGUUGGCACUUUUUGAGCCGACUGGCAGGAGCAUAUUAAGUGUUGGAAAUGUAACUUAUAACACCGCAUGUAUUUUCAGACUGAAUGACUAACAGACUGAUAUAUGUAGAAAUUAAAUGAAAACCUAAAUAACACAUUCAAAUAAAUACAGUUGAAGAAUAUUGUUUGGAGGACAUGAAGGCAGAUAAUGUCUUUCACUAACACUGAAUCGUGAGCUCUCUUCAUGUCAUGUUGGAUUUAUAAGCAUAAAUUAACCUUCUGAUGUUAGAAUUAGGUGCAAUGUUUGUUUUGUUGGCUUGAAUAUUCGGCACUAUUGUUACAUUAAACACUACUGUAGAUGUCAGUGGUUAAAUUAUUUGUUUAUUGUUGUAAUACAGUUAACUGCUGCUGGAGACGAGAUAUCAGCUCGUUUGAUUGGCUUUAAAUCCAUAAAAAUGAAAAGAAAUGCCCAUGUUGCUUCUGUAUGGCAGGUUAUUGUUGCCACCAUGACAAUUUCUCAUUAGUGAUACAACAGGAUUAAGUGGGUUCUUGUUAAAAUGGUUGUUAUGGUACGGUUGAACCCAGUUGUUAUGUAGUAAUGAGAAAAAAACAUGAAAAAUGAGAAGGAUCUUGUUAAAAUGAGAAUUAUGUCCAUAGCGGUGGCAGUAAGACGCAGCCAUACUUCUGUUACGUUGACACCCUUCCAGUUUGACAUGAACACAGCUUUACUGUUCAAGCUCUUAAUUAAGAUUUGGAUUAUGUAACCUGUAUGGGCGUUAGUUUACAGCAGACCAUAAGUCACCUAAAACACACACACUUUGUAACUUAAAAUGCAUCCUGGAGAUGCAUUUGGAUUCAGUUGUUUGGUUUUAUGAAUGGCAUAUGUCAUAUUACCGUCCAUUAGCGUUAGUAAUGCAGCCCAGACGUUUUCAGUUACAUGGAUACAGGGUGAGCAGCGUACAUAUAGUGUAGUGGCUGUAAGAUGAGGUAGGAUCUAUGCAGCCAAGGGGCUCACAAGCCAGAAUCCAAAGCAACUUCUUUAAUCACUUCAAGUUUUGUCCUCUUGUUUACAGAGAUGUAAAAUAGUUUAUUUUCCCUAACAGCUUUUGAUUUUUGGAUACGAGCACUGUAUUCAUCAAGUUUAAGAAAAAAAAUAAAGUCUUCUCAAUCUAAA
Messenger RNA from Dicentrarchus labrax (European seabass), 4480 nucleotides. RefSeq lists its product as uncharacterized. Bases 175 to 2943 code for a protein of 922 amino acids. The transcript is spliced from 17 exons. NCBI's taxonomy places the organism in Eukaryota, Metazoa, Chordata, Actinopteri, Moronidae. The record is from RefSeq and is a predicted model, not a curated record. Gene Ontology annotation, molecular function: protein binding.